Molecule: messenger RNA, 2342 nt
Organism: Brienomyrus brachyistius
Lineage: Eukaryota; Metazoa; Chordata; Actinopteri; Osteoglossiformes; Mormyridae
Gene: slc61a1
Product: major facilitator superfamily domain containing 5
Exons: 2
Coding region: 354-1796 (480 amino acids)
Biological process (GO): molybdate ion transport
Cellular component (GO): membrane
Molecular function (GO): molybdate ion transmembrane transporter activity
Source: RefSeq, a predicted model, not a curated record
GCGGACGUGUUGUCAUGCGCGUGUAGACCGAAGUAAGUCUGAGGCCGGAAAUGACAUGUCUUGAGCGUGUAGCCGGAAGUAAGCGUGUAUGUUGUAGUUUGGGCGAUUACCACUGAUGUCAGAGAAAAUAACUUUUUGCUUUCAUCAAGAAGUGGUUUUCUUAGGUUAUACAUAGCUUAAUAGUCUAUUAUAAUCAAAAUUCGCGUGAAAUACAUUUUGGUUUCCAUUAAAUGCAGCUGAAGGCAGGAGAUCAGUACCGAGGGAAAGACGGCACUGCACCGGGGCAGGUGGGGGCACUGGCCCUGUGUUGAGGAGGCCCAUUCUGAAGCGCCACACCUAGUCAGUGCAGCACCAUGCUGGUGACCAGCUACCUCGCAUUCCUGCUGCUCCUGGCCCUCUGCCUGGGGCUGGAGCUCACCGCCAGGCGCACCGUGCCCACGCAGCCCGUGCCCACGGCCUCUACCAACCCCUCCUUCCGUAGCUUCCAGACACUCUUCUUGAGGGGCUACCUGCUGGCGCUGUGGGCCGACUGGCUGCAGGGCCCCUACCUCUACAAGCUGUACCGGCACUACAGCUUCCUGGAGUCGCAGAUUGCCAUCCUGUAUGUGUGUGGCCUGGCCUCCUGCGUGCUGUUUACCCCCGCUGCCGCCUGGCUGCCACAGGCACUGGGUCGCCGGCGGACCUGCCUGCUCUUCUGCAUCGCCUACUCUGCCUGCUGCCUCACCAAGCUCUCCCGCAGCUAUUUCGUCUUGCUGUUUGGCCGAAUCCUGGGUGGCCUCUCCACUUCUCUGCUCGCCACUGCCUUCGAGGCCUGGUACGUGCACCGUCACCUGGAGGUGCAUGACUUCCCCGCGGAGUGGAUCCCCAGCACCUUCACCCAGGCUGCCAGCUGGAACCACGGGUUGGCGGUGGCUGCGGGGCUGAUGGCUAACCUGCUGGCAGAGUGGCUUGGCCUGGGUCCUGUGGCCCCUUUCCUGCUGGCCGUUCCAUGCCUCGCUGCCUGCGGCUGGGUGAUCAUCUCGCACUGGGGCCAGGAGGAGCGGGAGAAAGGGCCGCAGGUUGAGAAGCCCAGUCCCCUGCUGGUGGCAAGUGCCGCUCCCUCGAGAGGCUCAACCCAAGCUCGAUUCACACGGAGCUGCCUGGAGGGUCUGCGCUGCCUGUUGUCUGACCGGCGCGUGCUGCUGCUCGGGGCAGUGCAGGCCCUCUUCGAGAGUGUCCUUUAUAUCUUUGUGUUUCUGUGGACCCCAGUCCUGGACCCCCACAACCCCCCGCUGGGCAUCAUCUUCUCCUGCCUGAUGGCAGCUAGCAUGGCGGGAUCGUCUCUGUACCGUUUGGCCUCCUCAGCCCGCUACCGGCUGCAGCCUGGCCAGCUGUUGUGCGUGGCGGUCCUGCUGGCUUUUUUUUCCUUCUUCAUGCUGACGUUCUCCACAGUGCCUGGGCAGCCACGGCCCAGCGAGUCCUUCCUGGCCUUCCUGCUUCUUGAGCUGGCCUGCGGCCUGUACUUCCCGGCAGUGAGCUUCCUGCAGGGCCGCAUCAUCCCCGAGGAGCGUAGGACCGCCGUGCUGACCUGGUUCCGCCUGCCGCUGCACCUGCUGGCAUGUCUGGGUCUGCUGGCGCUCCACGGGGAGGUUUCCGGGACGGGUGGAGGUGAGGGUGGCGCCGGCACAAGGCACAUGUUUGGAGGCUGUGCGGCCAUGAUGCUCGCUGCCCUGCUGGCCGUGAUCAGCCUCUUCACCCUAAGUCGGCAUGACAGUGACCUUCGUUUGGAGGGAGUUCGGGGAGAAGGAGAUAUAUGAUUCCUGAUAAUCUGCUCCCCCGCCCCCCGGGAUGCUGUUUGGAGAACAGACUGUGCACUGCAAUGUCAAUAUGGCAAAAUCAUUUAAGCAUCUUUGAGACAUGAAGUUUGUACCUGGAUGGUGGGGGAUCGUGCUCUGCUUCAUUACCAGUAGCAGGCAUCUUCAGAUCCUGGAUUCCCCAUCAAAGAGGACUCCCAGCACUCUGGUCCCUUCUGGUUUUCUCCUCUGAGCUGGACCACGCUGUUUCAUGCCCACUGGAGGUUACAGCAGCUGUGAGGUUGCCAGCAUCAGAAGAGAAGGCUGACGAUGACUCAUUUAGCGUCUUAAGCGAGCUCUAGAGAGAGGCCUCGCGGUACCCAGACUGCAUCAGUGACACGCGCGCCAUCCGAAAGCUACCCUCUCUGUGAAGCUGUUACAGUCAAGACACAAAGGUUAUUGAUCUCUAGUCGAGGGCUGAAUCAGAGUCCAUAGACUCUCUGUUUAGCAUUUUAAAACAUGUUUCAGUGGAAACUGUUUUAUUUUGGUGAAAAUAAAAUGUGCCUGGAA